AUGAUUCGCAACCCUGCUCGCCGGUUGCCUCGACAGCUUCUCCCGCUCUUCCGCCCUUCCAUUCUCCCCAACCACGCUGUCAGAACUUUCGCCUGCAGCUGUUCACGAAUGGGGUCACCACUCCCUCCAGUCACCCCACCAGUGUCUACAGCUCAUGCCUCCGAUUCAUUCCAGCUCCUCUCGUCUGCUGAGAAGACCGGGCCUGCUGAAGAUGCACUCUUCAAUGAACAGGUAAAAGCAGUGACAGAAUGGUGGAACACCCCCCGCUACGAAGGUAUCAGGCGACCAUAUUCUGCAGAAGCUGUUGUUAGCAAGCGGGGAUCAUUGCAGCAGACGUAUCCAAGCUCUAUUAUGGCCAGGAAACUAUUUAACUUGUUGAAUGAGCGGGCAAAGACCGGGAAACCAGUACAUACCCUUGGUGCAAUUGAUCCCGUCCAAAUGACACAACAGGCUCCCAAUCAAGAAGUUCUUUAUAUUUCUGGAUGGGCCUGUUCAUCGCUCCUGACGACGACUAACGAAGUAUCCCCUGACUUUGGUGACUAUCCCUACAACACGGUACCAAACCAGGUCCAGAGACUUUUUAAAGCCCAGCAAAUGCACGACCGCAAACAAUGGGAUUCGAGAAGGAAACUGUCUCCAGAGGAACGCAAAAAUACACCCUACACUGAUUUCAUGCGACCAAUAGUGGCAGAUGGUGAUACGGGCCACGGAGGCCUGACAGCAGUCCUGAAACUAGCAAAACUCUUUGCUGAAAAUGGAGCUGCUGCCGUCCACUUCGAGGACCAGCUGCAUGGGGGGAAGAAAUGUGGUCAUCUUGCCGGCAAAGUACUCGUUCCAAUUGGGGAACACAUCAACAGGCUUGUGGCAGCUAGAUUCCAGUGGGAUCUUAUGGGAACUGAAACACUUCUCAUUGCGAGAACGGACUCCGAAAGUGGAAAGCUUCUAAGCAGCUCUAUCGAUGUCCGGGACCACGAGUUCAUCCUGGGUGUUACUGAAAACUCCGAUCCGCUUGCAGAGACACUGCAGAAAUUGGAGUCUGAGGGAGCUUCGGGGCCUGAGAUCGACAAAUUUGAAUCUCAGUGGGUAAAGAAUCACAAGCUUGUUACUUUCGAUGAAGCGGUUGAGCAACAUCUUAAAUCCGAAGGAGCCACCCAGUCAUCCAUCAACGCUUACAAGAAGCAAGUCAGCGAAAAUCGGGACUUGUCACUAAAUGAACGACGAUCGCUUGCAGCCAAAUACACCAAAUCCCCCGUGUUCUGGUCCUGGGACAUCCCCCGCACCCGUGAGGGUUUCUACCAUUACCGGGCCGGCAAUGCCGCGGCAACCAAGCGCGCGAUCAAUUUUGCACCCUACGCCGAUUUACUCUGGGUUGAAACCGGCGACCCAAGUGUGGAGACGGCCGCAACGUUUGCAGGACAUAUCCGAGCGAAAUACCCGGGUAAGAAGCUGGUUUAUAACCUCAGUCCCUCAUUCAACUGGAUGGGUCACGGCUUCUCCGAAGCCAGCCUCAAAUCGUUUAUCUGGGAUAUCGCUAAGCACGGGUUCGUUCUCCAACUUAUCUCGCUUGCCGGCCUCCACUCCAACGCCACUAUGACAACCGAGCUCUCCCGUGGAUUCAAAGACGAUGGCAUGCUUUCUUACGUCAACCUUAUCCAGAGACGGGAGAAGGAAAUCGGCGUUGAUGUCCUUACGCAUCAAAAGUGGAGUGGAGCCUCGUAUAUGGACGGCAUUGUCGGCUCGAUUCUCAGCGGCAGUUCUUCUAACAAGAGUAUGGGUGAAGGAAAUACUGAAUCUUGUAUGAUUAUUUGA
Molecule: messenger RNA, 1809 nt
Organism: Paracoccidioides lutzii Pb01
Product: mitochondrial 2-methylisocitrate lyase
Exons: 5
Coding region: 1-1809 (602 amino acids)
Cellular component (GO): mitochondrial matrix
Molecular function (GO): isocitrate lyase activity; methylisocitrate lyase activity
Source: RefSeq, a predicted model, not a curated record